UUUGUGCUGCUCGGAGACAACAACGAUGGCAACGUGGACAUUGAUAUUCGUGAUUCUUGGAGUCACCGUGGGAGCUGCACAGACAAUCUACCCACUUGAUAAGGCUCCAAACUCUGUCGAUGACAUGUAUUAUGGCUGCAAAGAGAAGAUGUUGCAAAAAGUGAAGAAAGAGUUUCUGCCGGAAGAGAAAAACAAAGUUGAAAACUUCCGUAAGGCCUGGAAUGAAGCAAAUAAAUACUAUGAUGAUAGACGGAACUCUUAUACUGGAAAGGAUUGUUCCAGCUCUUUGAGUAAAGAACAGAUAAUGGCUCUUCAUGCUUACACUCGUGAUGAAGUCUAUUCUGAAUUUAACAAAGCAGUCCGAACAGAUAAAGAUAAAUAUAAGACUACAUUUAUGUAUCACACGCUGCACUUUUUCCUCACAGAUGCCAUUCAAGUUCUCAAAUCUUGCCCUGAAAGCCAAAAAUGCUUCACUACCUACCGAGGAGUCAGAAGUAUCAUGGAGAAUAAUGUAAAAGAAUUUCGUUUUGGGUCUUUUGCCUCCAGCUCAAUGGACAAGAGCAUUGCUUUAGAAUAUGGUAACAAAACCUGCUUUGAGAUUUACACAUGCUUUGGAGCAGACAUCACACAGUACUCAGAUAAAGAGCGUGAGAAAGAAGUCUUGAUCCCCCCAUAUGAGGUCUUUGAAGUCGUUAAAUUAGAGAAGCAAUCAGAAAAUAAAAACCUUCCUUGUGACUAUUUUUAUACAGUGAAAAGCACAGAAAAAACUCAAUCCGACUUAAACUGUGCCCUUUUCUAAAUUCACAGCGGGCAAUGUGUGAUGAAAUGUAAAACAACAAUACUCAGGAUUUUUCAUGAUUAGUCUAUUCAUGCUGAAAUGCAUUUAAAUGUAUGCUUGAUGCUGUUAUGCUCCAGUGAACACUGGUAUAUUUGUUUAUCACUAAUGAAGCCAAUGGUAAUUCUUUCGCAGUUUGUUUGUUUAUAAAAUUCACACACGGAAAAGGGAAACCAUCAGUCUUUCUUCAAAGUUUGUUGGAAUCUGCCUGUGACGAGAAAUAAUUAAAACCUAAGGCAAGAGACAGCAGUGGGCUGAAACUUUAUCUUGAAGUCACCAUUUUUAUUAUUGUGUGUUUCAAAUGUAAACCACUGAUUGUAUUCUUUGUCUUAAUCCUUAAUC
Cololabis saira (Pacific saury) is the source of this 1177-nucleotide messenger RNA. RefSeq names its product ecto-ADP-ribosyltransferase 5-like. NCBI's taxonomy places the organism in Eukaryota, Metazoa, Chordata, Actinopteri, Beloniformes, Belonidae. Gene Ontology annotation, molecular function: NAD+ poly-ADP-ribosyltransferase activity; NAD+-protein-arginine ADP-ribosyltransferase activity. Bases 26 to 799 code for a protein of 257 amino acids. The record is from RefSeq and is a predicted model, not a curated record. The transcript has 2 exons.